AUGCCAUAUAGUGCGCCCGGUAAGGCGCUAAUAGCCGGCGGGUAUUUGGUGCUGUUCCCCGAGUACCGCGCCUACUGUGUGGCGCUUUCGAGCCGAAUGCACUCGGUAGCCGUCAAGUCGGACGAGCGGGUGCUGACGUUCCACAGCCCGCAGUUCUCGACGUCGACCUGGUCGUACGAUCUGGACGACGUGCAGCCGCAAAAGAACCCGUUUUUGAACGCCGUGGUGCAAGUGUGCGGCGCGUAUUUUGGAGAGCUCUGCGGAGGUUCGAUCUACAUUUUCAGUGAUGCUGGUUUCCAUUCACAACACGAGUCGACCCCCAUGCCCGACUACCCCAGAUUCCGGACCCACCGCAAGUCCAUUGGAAGCGUACCCAAGACCGGCCUGGGUUCGUCGGCAGCGCUGUGUGUGGUGGCAACUGCCUCUAUUGUGGAGAUGAUGGGACGUGCCAAUGACCCGCACUUUACCCGAAUCGUUCACAACAUCGCCCAAAUCGCCCACUGCGUCGCCCAGGGCAAAGUGGGCUCGGGAUUCGACGUCGCGGUCGCUGUUUACGGAUCUGUACAGUACUCUAGGUUCACUCCGACUAUGAUUCCUAAAACAAUCACCCCAGAGUCGGUGCGACCCGUCGUCGACAUGAAGUGGGACGAGUGGCUCGAGCGCUGCGCCCUGCCGCCCUCCGUCUCGGUGCUCAUGGGCGACGUCCGCGGCGGAUCCGAGACGCCCGCCAUGGUCCAAAAGGUCCUGGCAUGGCGAGACGCAAAACCCGAGGAAGCUGAGCCGAUCUGGGCGUCGCUGGACGGCGCCAACAACGCGCUGGUGGCUGCGCUGAUCCGCGAAUCCGAGCCCCACGCCAUCAGAAUAUGUUUUGACCAUAUCCGCGCCCAGCUCCAGGCCAUGACAAAACUGACUGGCGUGCCCAUUGAGCCCGAGUCACAGACCAAGCUGCUCGACGCGGCAAAGUCAAUUGACGGCGUCAUCAACGGCGUGGUGCCCGGCGCCGGCGGCUCAGACGCCAUCUUUUUGCUCGUCGAGUCUGACAAAUUCGACACCGCCAAACAAGCCCUGUCGAUCGACCCCAGAUUCGCCAAAGUGAAGUGGCUUUCCCUUCACCAGGAGGCCGUGGGACUCAGACGCGAAGAGGCUUCGUACCCCGGCGUCCGCGCGCAUUCGCAUUCUUAA
Wickerhamiella sorbophila is the source of this 1182-nucleotide messenger RNA. RefSeq names its product Phosphomevalonate kinase. Gene Ontology annotation, cellular component: peroxisome. Gene Ontology annotation, biological process: ergosterol biosynthetic process; isopentenyl diphosphate biosynthetic process, mevalonate pathway. The record is from RefSeq and is a predicted model, not a curated record. Bases 1 to 1182 code for a protein of 393 amino acids. The transcript has a single exon. Lineage: Eukaryota; Fungi; Ascomycota; Dipodascomycetes; Dipodascales; Trichomonascaceae. Gene Ontology annotation, molecular function: ATP binding; phosphomevalonate kinase activity.